AUGUUCAACCCCACAGUUCUCCACUUGAUCAGCGGGACUGAUAUUGACCGACCGAUGAAUGCGCUCACCUUGACUCAUGACCUUCAUAGAUUGUUCGGCAAUUUUGAAGUUGCAUUUGAACCAGUCCAGAAUCAAGCACACACAUACAAGAUUGACUAUGUGAAGACCAAACGCAUCUGGCGAUCUUACAAACUUCCUAUUAUCCGCAAGCUCUACAUCACCCCCGACAGAAAUAUCGAGCCACCUUCUCCGGAACUUUUGGAAAUACAUCGUGCUAUCGGGCGCAUUCUUCAUCUUAGUGCCGCGGGUGAACAUAUCGAUCGAGUCAUUCAGGACAUGGAAAACUUGAAGGGGGGGCCAGUGUGCUCGGACGGGUCUUCUCGCAUUGGUGAAUACAUCAAUUAUAAACUUGCGUCUCAACUUGGCUGGACGCAUGUUUAUUAG
Molecule: messenger RNA, 444 nt
Organism: Aspergillus ibericus CBS 121593
Lineage: Eukaryota; Fungi; Ascomycota; Eurotiomycetes; Eurotiales; Aspergillaceae
Product: HNH endonuclease signature motif containing protein
Exons: 1
Coding region: 1-444 (147 amino acids)
Source: RefSeq, a predicted model, not a curated record